UCAGACAGUGUUUGUGCCAAUUCCAGCGCAAACAUCCAGGUAUACAACAAUGUCACCUAGAUUGCAACACGACCUGCAGCAGAGAUUACAGAGACUCACCAAGGUUUGAGAGGUGUGUUCAUCUUAUCUGUGAGAGGUCAAACCUUUUUAGAGAUGUGACGGCUUCCGCUGGCCUCAACGGACCCUCCUUCACCUUUUCCACUCCACCUGUGUGGAGGCGACAUUUGUCAAUCUGAAGGCGGCACAUGGAGAGCAUGGAUGUGCUGAAUGUACCUGGGCCUGUGGAGGAUCAAAAUGAGAGCAAUAAAAGCAAAGAGAAUAAAGGGAGUCCUGCACACUCCACCCUGGCUCUGAUAGAUGGGGAGCCAGAAGAAGCAGACCCAUGGGACCUUCCUGAGCUGCAGGACACGGGGGUGCCAUGGUCAGCGUUGGACACCCAAGGGAAGGUGCUGAGGGUGGUGGUGUCAGUGGUGAAACUAGUCGUGCUGCUGGGCCUCCUCUACAUGUUCAUCUGCUCCUUGGACAUCCUCAGCUCGGCCUUCCAGCUUGUUGGAGGUAAAGCAGCAGGUGAUAUCUUCCAGGACAAUUCUGUCUUGUCCAACCCUCUGGCUGGUCUGGUCAUUGGUGUCCUUGUUACUUUGCUGGUUCAAAGCUCAUCCACAUCGUCCUCCAUUGUUGUCAGCAUGGUCUCAUCUGGAUUGCUAACAGUCCAGCUGGCCGUUCCAAUCAUCAUGGGCACCAACAUCGGCACCUCGGUCACCAACACACUUGUGGCCAUGACGCAGGCUGGCGACCGCAGCGUCUUUCGCAGGGCAUUUGCAGGGGCCACAGUGCACGACUUUUUCAACUGGCUCUCUGUGCUGGUGCUGCUGCCUCUAGAGGUCGCCACCGGGUACUUGUACGUGGUCACCAAGCUCAUCAUUGACUCCUUCCAAAUCCAGAGCGGGGAUCCUCCCGACCUGUUGAAUGUCAUCACGGAUGUCCUGACAGACUCCAUCAUACAGCUGGACAAGUCUGUCUUAAGUGAAAUCGCCACAGGAGACCCAGCAGCCCGGAACAGGAGUCUCAUCAAGAAAUGGUGCCAAACCUACACCAACACGAGCACCGUGAAUGUGACAGUCCCUGGUCCGGAGAACUGCACCUCUCCUUCGGCGUGUUGGUUUGAUGGCAACUACACCUUCACGCUGAAGAACAUCUCACAGACGUACAACGUCAGGAAAUGUGAGCACUUGUUCGUAGACGUGAACCUGUCUGACCUUGUGGUGGGUCUGAUCCUCCUGGCGCUUUCUCUGCUGGUGCUGUGCUCCUGUCUGCUGCUCAUUGUCAAGCUGCUCAACUCCAUGCUGAAGGGUCAAGUGGCUUCGGUCAUCAAGAAAAUACUCAACACAGAUUUCCCAUUCCCGUUUGGGUGGGUCACAGGUUACAUUGCCAUCUUAGUCGGAGCUGGAAUGACGUUCAUCGUGCAGAGCAGCUCGGUUUUUACCUCCGCUAUCACUCCGCUUGUUGGCAUUGGUGUGAUCAGCAUACAGAGAGCCUAUCCGUUGUCUCUGGGCUCCAACAUUGGCACCACCACCACAGCCAUCCUGGCAGCCAUGGCCAGUCCAGGAGAUACACUGGGUAACGCUCUGCAGAUUGCACUCGUGCACUUCCUGUUCAACAUCUCUGGCAUCAUUUUGUGGUAUCCAAUCCCAUUCACCCGACUCCCCAUCCGAUUGGCCAAAGGCUUGGGCAACAUCACGGCCUCUUACCGCUGGUUCGCCGGUGUAUACAUCAUUUUCUGCUUCUUCCUCCUGCCGCUCCUCGUCUUCAGCCUGUCACUUGCAGGGUGGCAGGUCUUGGUGGGUGUGGCCUGCCCACUGUUGGCCCUGCUCGUAGCCAUCAUAGCGGUCAACGUGCUGCAAAAAAGGAAGCCUGGGUGUCUGCCUGCGAGGUUGAGGUCGUGGGACUUCCUCCCGCUUUGGGCUCACUCUCUGGAACCUUGGGACAAAGUGGUGGGUGCGAUCACUGCCAAAUGCUGCUGCUGCUGCAAAUGCUGCCACAUCGACGACGACAAACAGCGAGACCACAAGCAGAUAGAAGUGUAUGAUAACCCUGCGAUGUGUGAAGAGAAAGCGGCGGAAAACGACAUAAACAUUCUGAAAAUGACCAAACUUUGAGUUGUGUUGAAUGCAAAGAGGCACUUUAUUGCACAGUAUUUAUGUCUUCUCUAGAUUACUUAAAGUCACGGCUGGAUAAUGGAGUAACUGUGAGAUUAUCAAGAGUUUAUGACAAUAAUCUGCAUUUUUCAUGCUGUCAACUAAUCACUGAGACAAAAAGCAUCUACUACAGUCUAAAUUAUAAACCAUAUCUAUGUGCAGCCUUCAUUCUUUCAUUUCCAAAAAGAAAUCCCAGUGCUUCUUCAUUGUCAUCAGCCUUCACCUUUUGGAUCUUAUAGAUUUUGUUCACUGUAAAAAAAAAUACAAUAAAACAUCAUUUUAAGGUGUACAAAUGAUUUUGUAAUUGUAAAAAAAGUGAUUAUAUUCAAAGAAUAUAUUGUUUUUCAUGAUAUGAA
This is a messenger RNA of Dunckerocampus dactyliophorus (ringed pipefish), 2551 nucleotides long. RefSeq names its product sodium-dependent phosphate transport protein 2B-like. Lineage: Eukaryota; Metazoa; Chordata; Actinopteri; Syngnathiformes; Syngnathidae. Gene Ontology annotation, cellular component: brush border; apical plasma membrane; vesicle. Gene Ontology annotation, molecular function: sodium:phosphate symporter activity. The transcript is spliced from 13 exons. Bases 246 to 2156 code for a protein of 636 amino acids. Gene Ontology annotation, biological process: intracellular phosphate ion homeostasis; sodium-dependent phosphate transport. The record is from RefSeq and is a predicted model, not a curated record.